ACCAAAGACAAAAGUCGCAAAACAAACGUGCUGUAAAAAGCCAAAAAAGACUCGAAAUCGCAUUUAAAUUAGCGUAAAAAGUAUUUAUAAAUGAAAAAUGGCGGUGCGGCCUCAGAACAUGCACGACGGCGGUAUCGUGGAGCGUCGCCUGCGACCGAUUUACGAUUGGCUAGAUAAUGGGAACAAUAAGAAAGCUCUUCAGGAAGCGGAGAAGGUUCUUAAAAAGACCCCUACUCUGCAGUCGGCUCGAGCGCUCAAGGCCCUAGCACUUUUUAGGUUAGGCAAGGCUCAGCAAGCUCAAGCUCUUCUGGACGAACUGGCAGCCGAAAAGCUGAGCGAUGAUACUACCUUACAGGCCAUGACGAUAUCCUACCGGGAAUCUCAGCAGCUGCACAAAGUGUGUGCACUGUACGAAGCGGCCGUGAAGAUAGAUCCAAACAGUGAGGAGCUGCACUCCCAUCUGUUCAUGUCGUACGUCCGUGUGGGAGACUACCGAGCGCAGCAGAGAGCGGCUAUGGCGCUUUAUAAGUUUGCACCGAAGAAUCCGUACUACUUCUGGGCUGUUAUGAGUAUUGUUCUGCAGGCCAAAACCUCUGAAGACUCAACAAAAAGGGGCAUACUCCUCUCUCUAGCACAGAGGAUGGUCGACAACUUCAUCACUGAAAACAAAAUGGAGGCUGAGCAGGAAGCGCGCCUUUACAUCAUGAUCCUGGAGCUUCAGGAAAAAUGGGAGGACAUCUUGAAAUUCAUUGAAAGUCCUCUGUACAGCCAGUUAGUGCCUGGGUCGAUAUCUCAAGCAUGUAUACCUUAUUUAAAAAAACUAGGCCACUGGAAGCGACUAAACGUACUCUGCAAAGAACUGUUAUUCGACAAUCAAGAUAGAUGGGACUACUAUCUUCCGUAUUUCGAUUCUGUGUUCGAACUGAUGAAGGAGAGUGAUUCUAACAUUGAGAGUACAGCGGACGAUACUGCGGAGAAAUGUCAUGAGUUUAUCUGUCAAUUAGUGGAGAGUAUGACUUCGGGGAGGACGUUGAGAGGGCCAUAUUUGGCGAGGUUAGAGCUUUGGAAGCGUUUGGCCGUAGAUGGAGACCCAACGGCUUUGCUGGGGAGUGGAGUGGCAUUGUGUGAGCAGUAUUUGAGAGUGUUCGCCAACAAGCCGUGUGCGGUGCCAGACUUGAGGCCGUAUUUGGCAAUGUUACCGCAGAAGGAAAGAGAAGAUAGGGCCAGAGAGUUCUUGACUUGCCUGGGCUUUGACGAGAAUAGUGAACCGGAUAACACGGACGACAUCCAACGCCACAUAUCGUGCAUGGCCGCGUGGCGGAUCGCCGCAGCUCCGCUGUCGGCUACCGAGUGUCUGGACUUGGCCCACACGCUCAGGGGACAUUACCUGCGCUGUCUGAGCAAGGGUCUCGUCACAGCUACUAUCACGGAAUUCUGUGCAGCGGAUGGAUAUGGGAUACUGGCUGCACAUCACUAUUUUUAUGCUGCGAUGCAGCAGCAGAGUUCUGCGCCCGUGAUCGAAGCACUAGGUUUGCUGGAGCUAGUCCUGCACCACUCGCCCGCCAAUUUCCACGCCAAGCUGGUCAUGAUCAAGCUGUAUCAUUUGCUAGGCAACGCGUUGGCAGCGGAUAGCAUAUACCAGCGGCUGGAAACCAAACACAUUCAGCUUGUGUCUCUUGGCUGGCUGCACGCUGCACGCCUCGCGCCCGGCGCCGCCUGCGCUCGCGCGUUACAGCUGUUAGCUGACGCGCGCGCCUUCCACGCGCACCACCAGAAGGACAGCGUAGAGCACCUAACGUACGCGUACAAAUACGGAACAUUCGAGAAGCUGGUAGAGCUUCGAGCGUGGGGCGCGCGUCUUGAGCAGUGCGCCUGGAGCGCCUGCGCCGCACGAUUACGGGCUCUAUUGGCGCUAGUAGCCGGCCCACCGGCGCCCUUGCACGCGCCCUGCCGUCUGCCGCCGCGCGCCACCGACAACCGUGAUCUCAACGUAAUAGUCAAUUACGAACCGCCAGAGGCUCAAGAUCCGGACUUAAAAGAGCGCACCUUCGACCAAGACUUAGCCUACCUCCGCCUACAAGACGCCCUUAUCUCCUCCUUAGCUCUGUGCAUAGAAUUAGCUGAAGGUGGACCCUUGGAAGAAAGGACACCGCAGUAUGAAGAGCUCAAGACGUGCGUGGAGGCAUUUAGUAAGGCGAUGGAGAAAUGCAGAGAGAAGUACGCAGUUAGCGAAAAGAUUAGCAUAUCCGCGCCUUUCCCUUCUAGAAUUAUUGCUUUCGUCACGUCGCCAGUGCCAUACCGGGAGUUGUACUCCGACACGGUGUGUAUGGUCGGCGAGCUGGUUGUUGGCCGCACGAGCGAGUCGCACGCCCUCUGCGCGCGAGUUGUGGAACUGUUGGCCAAAGUGCCCGCUUCACUAGCGCCGCCGCCGGAAGCCGCUGAUCAAACUUGGGGCCUGCGGGAUAGGCUGGAAGCGCUGUCUAAUUAUUUGGAGACGGACGACAUCCAACGCCACAUAUCGUGCAUGGCCGCGUGGCGGAUCGCCGCAACCCCGCUGUCGGCUACCGAGUGUCUGGACUUGGCCCACACGCUCAGGGGACAUUACCUGCGCUGUCUGAGCAAGGGUCUCGUCACAGCUACUAUCACGGAAUUCUGUGCAGCGGAUGGAUAUGGGAUACUGGCUGCACAUCACUAUUUUUAUGCUGCGAUGCAGCAGCAGAGCUCUGCGCCCGUGAUCGAAGCACUAGGCUUGCUGGAGCUAGUGCUGCACCACUCGCCCGCCAACUUCCACGCCAAGCUGGUCAUGAUCAAGCUCUACCAUCUGCUAGGCAACGCGUUGGCAGCGGAUAGCAUAUACCAGCGGCUGGAAACCAAACACAUUCAGCUUGUGUCUCUGGGCUGGUUGCACGCUGCACGCCUCGCGCCCGGCGCCGCCUGCGCGCGCGCGUUACAGCUUCUAGCUGACGCGCGCGCCUUCCACGCGCACCACCAGAAAGACAGCGUAGAGCACCUAACGUACGCGUACAAAUACGGCACAUUCGAGAAGCUGGUAGAGCUUCGAGCGUGGGGCGCGCGUCUGGAGCAGUGCGCCUGGAGCGCCUGCGCCGCACGAUUACGGGCUCUAUUGGCUUUAGUGGCCGGCCCACCGGCGCCCUUGCACGCGCCCUGCCGUCUGCCGCCGCGCGCCACCGACAACCGAGAUCUCAACGUAAUAGUCAAUUACGAACCGCCAGAGGCUCAAGAUCCGGACUUAAAAGAGCGCACCUUCGACCAAGACUUAGCCUACCUCCGCCUACAAGACGCCCUUAUCUCCUCCUUAGCUCUGUGCAUAGAAUUAGCUGAAGGUGGACCCUUGGAAGAAAGGACACCACAGUAUGAAGAGCUCAAGACCUGUGUGGAGGCAUUUAGUAAGGCGAUGGAGAAAUGCAGAGAGAAGUACGCAGUUAGCGAAAAGAUUAGCAUAUCCGCGCCUUUCCCUUCUAGAAUUAUUGGUGGUGGUCUCACCACUAGACACAUGCGAUACAUCACACUAUACUCCGACACGGUGUGUAUGGUCGGCGAGCUGGUUGUUGGCCGCACGAGCGAGUCGCACGCCCUCUGCGCGCGAGUUGUGGAACUGUUGGCCAAAGUGCCCGCGGCACUAGCGCCGCCGCCGGAAGCCGCUGAUCAAACUUGGGGCCUGCGGGACCGGCUGGAAGCGCUGUCUAAUUAUUUGGAGCUGGUUGUUGGCCGCACGAGCGAGUCGCACGCCCUCUGCGCGCGAGUUGUGGAACUGUUGGCCAAAGUGCCCGCGGCACUAGCGCCGCCGCCGGAAGCCGCUGAUCAAACUUGGGGCCUGCGGGACCGGCUGGAAGCGCUGUCUAAUUAUUUGGAGCUGGUUGUUGGCCGCACGAGCGAGUCGCACGCCCUCUGCGCGCGAGUUGUGGAACUGUUGGCCAAAGUGCCCGCGGCACUAGCGCCGCCGCCGGAAGCCGCUGAUCAAACUUGGGGCCUGCGGGACCGGCUGGAAGCGCUGUCUAAUUAUUUGGAGAGGAACUGGCUUUCCUACCUCCAACUACCGGAACAGAACAAUGCUAUUAACGUCGUUCUUAUGGCGACAGACUUAGGUGAUGGUCUUAACACUAGGCACAGCCGAUACAUCAUACUAUACUCCGACACGGUGUGUAUGGUCGGCGAGCUGGUUGUUGGCCGCACGAGCGAGUCGCACGCCCUCUGCGCGCGAGUUGUGGAACUGUUGGCCAAAGUGCCCGCGGCACUAGCGCCGCCGCCGGAAGCCGCUGAUCAAACUUGGGGCCUGCGGGAUAGGCCGGAAGCGCUGUCUAAUUAUUUGGAGCUGGUUGUUGGCCGCACGAGCGAGUCGCACGCCCUCUGCGCGCGAGUUGUGGAACUGUUGGCCAAAGUGCCCGCGGCACUAGCGCCGCCGCCGGAAGCCGCUGAUCAAACUUGGGGCCUGCGGGACCGGCUGGAAGCGCUGUCUAAUUAUUUGGAGCUGGUUGUUGGCCGCACGAGCGAGUCGCACGCCCUCUGCGCGCGAGUUGUGGAACUGUUGGCCAAAGUGCCCGCGGCACUAGCGCCGCCGCCGGAAGCCGCUGAUCAAACUUGGGAAUGGGUAACUUGGGGUCACGAAAUUUUACAUGCUCGGCGACCGGACUUUAGAGCAGAUGGUGGUCUUACCACUAGACACAUGCGAUACAUCAUACUAUACUCCGACACGGUGUGUAUGGUCGGCGAGCUGGUUGUUGGCCGCACGAGCGAGUCGCACGCCCUCUGCGCGCGAGUUGUGGAACUGUUGGACAAAGUGCCCGCGGCACUAGCGCCGCCGCCGGAAGCCGCUGAUCAAACUUGGGGCCUGUGGGAUAGGCUGGAAGCGCUGUCUAAUUAUUUGGAGUUCAUAGGAAUAGCGACGUUCCUCCUAGGCGUUUGCAACGAAUGCAUGGCCCCGGCCAACACUAAGAAGUCCAAGAAAAAAACCAAUCGCUCCCCAGACGAGAUCAAAACCGUCCAACUCCUCAACAAACUCAACGAAGCAGUGCAAGAAUCCAUCACCUUCCUCGAGGAAUCCUUUGAGAAACUCCCCGAAUACAACUAUCAAAGCACACUAGAAGAACAAUUCUCCAAACUGAACAUUAGCAAAUACCAAAGUCCGGUCGAGAACAAACUCAAAAACGGCAGGCAAGACAUGAUAAAUGAUGUGAGGAAUAUACUGAAAAAGAAGUCGAAAUACUUGAAGAGUUUAAUCCAAUAGUGGCCUUCGGUGGUGCGUGUAUUUUAGUGCAGAACACAAACAUAUCCUGUAAAUAAUGUGUGUAGUUUUCUUUUUAGAAUUGGCGGUGGGGGGUUAUAUGAGGCCUUGAGUAGAAAAUCUAAAAUAGGGAUGUUUCCUGGGUAAAAAGCAUGAGUUUGUAUUAGUCCGUCAGUGAACUUAUCAAAAAAUACUCGACACGUAUUUUUUACUUUUUCAAAUUAAUGAAAAUUUUACGAUAGCGCACGGACUAAAAGUUUCUUCAGGAAACUAUCCUAUUGUCAUAAUUUGUAUGUGGAUAGUUGUCUUUCAGAUUUAAUGAACGGCCUUGGGAUUUAAUUAGCUGGCUAAUUUAACCAAAUGGCUGCGACACAUAAUAUCGUUAGGCAUCAUUUACGCAAACAACUAUUGAUGAACAUCAAUGGUUUCAUGAACUUCUCAUGUACAGAAGACAGCACAUCAAACUUGACACAGUGACAUCUUACUUACUUGUAAUAACUACAAUUUAUUAACAAAAGUGUAGUCAGAUGUACUGUACAAUAGGUUAAGGCUGGCCUAACCUUCAUAAAAUUUUGUUCUUUGAGUCAUUUAUAUUUAAACGAUUUAAACCCAUAAUACCUUUUCCCGGCUUACACAACAAUUUGUAAUAUAAUAUAGCGUAAUAUUGCUUAAUGUCAAUAUCCUAUGGCUGAUAAUUAUUUGAUUGCACUGUUACAGAGUUCUGCUCGUCUAACGAGUGUGCGGCAAGCAUAUGAGUUGGGAUUCGAACUCAAAUCAAUUAAAUAUGCACCUUAUGCAAACGGCAUUUGGUCUUAAUUUACAAUGUAUAAAUUGCCACGAUACCGCAUCGUAAAAACUUGCUGUAAAAGUCUUCAGAAAAUGUGUAUUUAUUUUGUUUAAAAUGGUUAUCAGUUCAUAUCAUGAAAUGUUCUUGCAAAAUAAGAUCCUAUUGUAAUAUACUCAAGGCCUCAUUUAACCAAGUGACUCGAUGAAAGAUUUUAAUCGGUUUUGCAAUAUUUGCAAGUGAGAGGAUCGCGUAUUUUAAUAGAUCGACUUUAUUUAGCGCUAAAAGAUAUAAAAAAAUAAUCAAAAUGUAUAAAACAUAUUUUAUCUUUUGCAAGA
This is a messenger RNA of Ostrinia furnacalis (Asian corn borer), 6364 nucleotides long. It is a transcript of the gene psidin, whose product is annotated as phagocyte signaling impaired. NCBI's taxonomy places the organism in Eukaryota, Metazoa, Arthropoda, Insecta, Lepidoptera, Crambidae. The coding region runs from base 98 to 5245 and encodes 1715 amino acids. Gene Ontology annotation, cellular component: cytoplasm; NatB complex. The record is from RefSeq and is a predicted model, not a curated record. Gene Ontology annotation, molecular function: protein binding. Gene Ontology annotation, biological process: N-terminal peptidyl-methionine acetylation. The transcript is spliced from 24 exons.